Vanessa tameamea is the source of this 2039-nucleotide messenger RNA. Its product is annotated as POC1 centriolar protein homolog A-like. Gene Ontology annotation, molecular function: protein binding. Gene Ontology annotation, cellular component: centriole; ciliary basal body. Bases 123 to 1859 code for a protein of 578 amino acids. The transcript is spliced from 7 exons. Gene Ontology annotation, biological process: cilium assembly. Lineage: Eukaryota; Metazoa; Arthropoda; Insecta; Lepidoptera; Nymphalidae. The record is from RefSeq and is a predicted model, not a curated record.
UGAAUAACAAGUUUGUCAGUUUGAAUUUUCUUAGUUCAAGUUGUUAAAUAAAAUUUGAACUCGGAUGAAUUGUAAGCUUACCGUUAACCUGUUAACGUAAACAUACAUUUUCGACUAUAAAAAUGAAUAACAAUAUUACAAACUUGGAACCAUCGUUAGAAAAACAAUUAAAAGGACAUCGCAACAGUAUUACAGCUUUAUUCUACAAUCCCAAUGAAAAACAAUUAGCUAGUAGUUCUAUGGAUAAUAGCGUUCUGCUUUGGGAUCUGCGUGGUACGAUGAGAAGUUAUAGAUUUCAAGGCCAUGAUGAAGCUGUAAUGGAUGUAACUUUUUCGCCAUCUGGUAAAUAUAUGGCUUCAGCAUCCCGUGACAAAACUGUCAGGCUUUGGGUUCCGACAGUUACUGGAAGCACAGGAAUGUUCAAAGCUCAUUCUCAGACAGUUCGCUCUGUCCAAUUUAGUCCGGAUGGGUCCAAGAUAGUAACUGCAUCGGAUGACAAAAUAGUAAAAUUAUGGUCAAGUGAGAAGCAUAAAUUCCUGGCAUCAUUUGUAGGGCAUACAAACUGGGUUCGAAGAGCUUGUAUGUCUCAUGAUGGAUCUAUUAUAGCUUCCUGCUCAGAUGACAAGACAACAAGACUAUGGAACCCUGACAGUGGAGAAUGUAUACAUACAUAUAAAGACCAGAAAGGCCAUGGGAUGUAUUUGGCAUGGCAUCCAUCUGGGUGUUACAUCGCUGUUGGCACAUCACAUGGAAAUGUGAAACUUUAUGAUAUCAGAACCCAUAAUCUUGUACAGUAUUAUAGUAUCCACAGUGAUGCAAUAACACAAUUGACAUUCCAUCCUAGUGGAAGUUAUAUAUUGACUUCUAGUAAGGAUGGCAAGAUGAAGAUUUUAGAUUUGUUGGAAGGACACCCAAUAUUUACACUAAGUGGUCACAGCGGUCCAGUAAAUGCUGUUGCAUUUUCUCCAAGUGGAAAAAGUUUUGCUUCUGCUGGUGAUGAUAAAUUGGUUUUUAUUUGGAGAACUAUUUUCACUGAACUUGAUGGUGAAGCAAAGGAAAAUGUUGAACAAAAUGCAGUGUCAACAUCUAGGUCACAUAAUUCUAAAGUUAGUUUAUUAAAAAAGGAUAGAACCCAAGGUGUGAAGAUUUGGUAUCAAUGCUAUCAUAGUACAAAGUAUCCUGUGACUACUUUUGUGCAUAUUGAUAAUGUGCCAGAAUUAAGUGUUGAUUCAUUUAAUCACAAUUUGCAAGAAAGUGCACCUAAUGCACAUGGCACUAUGAUUGAGUCAAGUCAACAAAGUCAGAAUCAAGGUUCUUCACGACUCACUUUUGCACCUUUAAAUAAUUCUGCAAGAAUUGAUGAUAAUUCAAACAUGCAACGUCAUGGAGAAGAUCAGUCCGGUGAAUAUUCUUCAUACAGUGUAGGACAUAUUAGUCAUAUUCCACGUACACCACCAAGUCCUGCCACAUAUACAAUACCAUCCAUUCAUAAUAAAUCUACCAGAACUGAUAAAAAUGAUGAAGACAUAUUUGGUAUGAUCAAGCUUGGAAAUGAUGAUGUUUGUUACACUAGUGGCACUAUAGAAUGGGUUGGACGUAAAAGAAGUUUUCCUCUCAAUAGUGGCUUUAAAACUAUCAGUCAAAAUGAAACACACUUACAUGAGCCACUUAUUAAAAAAAUUAAGACUUUAAAUAAAACUUAUGUAAGUGGGAUAAGUAAAAUAAAGGAAUGUGACUGUGCUGAUAUACUACCAACUGUAAAUGCCAUUGUUGAUCAUUUGAAUGCUCUUCAUGAAGCAGUGGACAUUGUUGACUUAAGACUUAAUUCACUCGAAGAUGUCAUAACCAACAAUAAUUAAUACUUAUUGUAUAUGUUUCUGAUAAUAUAUUAUGAAAAAUGAAAUUAUAAAUAUAUAAAAAAUAAAGUAUUUAUUCAUAAAAAUACUGGCUCAUACACUUUAGACAUUCAAUCAUUAAUACCCAUAAAUGAUGUAAAGCUGCAUCAAAGUUAUAAUACAAAAAAGAAAAUGUAUACCUUU